UGCAUGGGCUCCAUUUUUGGAUUGUUGGUCUGCAAUGGCCCGUAAUUUAAACGUUUGUUGCGUACCGCUCCAGUAGCAGUAGAAGUGGUAGUAGGUCGUGGUUUGUUACGGUGCUUGCUGUUUUAUAGCAUUUUGUUAGAUAAGUACGCUGAGCUGAACACAAGGCCGACAUUGUGAGGAAAGACUCGUUUUUUUUUUCAUUGUGCGUGUGCCCCCGACUGUAGGACAUACGAUGGUGUUAACCGCGCAAGCGGAGAAAAAAGUUUACGAGAAUGCUGAAGUCGUAGAUCUCGAUAACAAUGUCGCAGUAAAAGGAUCCGUUAGGGUUGUGGAAUUCUGUCCUUGCAAAUGGAAUGCCUCUUUGCUGGCCGUAGGCACGAGCUCGGAAGUGACCGUCUUUUGUCUCAAGCUACCGGAGGAAAAUUUGUCAACCGAAGAAGCCAGCGUGGAAAUUGUGAAAACGUUUAACCAUCCGUCAGCGAUUACCUCUUUAAGCUGGAGUCCAAAUAUGUCGCUUGUGAUCCAACCUGUCUGGAUGAGGUUUGUUACCGCGGCCACAGACAACAAGAUCCGUAUCUUUUUCUCGGACCUCAAGGACGAGACCACCAUGAAGGAGCUUGAGGGUCACGGGGACUACAUCAAUGCAGUGGCCGUAGAGCCUCGACAGGGCACCCUGGUGGCCAGUGUUUCGGACGACAACAGCUGUCGUCUGUGGGGUAUUGAGGAGGGGGAACAUCAACAGGUGCUCACCCUGCGCUCCCCUGGCAUGAGCGUCUGCUGGCACCCAGAGGAACCGGGCAAGUUGAUGGUCGGCGAAAAGCGCGGCACGGUGCGGAUGUACAACGCAGCCAGUGGUCAACCGCUGAUGUCACUGGAAACGCUGGUGGCACCCCUGCUCUCCGCCGACUGGCUCGUGACCAACAGUACUUUGGUAGGAGCCGCUGCCGGGAACAGCUGCUUCCUCUGGGACAGUGCUCGGACAAGCCGUCCCUUCACGCAGAAAGCGGUGCACACGAGCAGCGCCAUGGAGUUUCGUUUCUCCAGAACCACCAACUCUGCCGUGUGCGCCACACGGGGCAGCCACGGCAAACAGGUCAAGGCGAUAAACCUCAAAACGAACCAGGUGCUGUUCACAAAGACCGGCAUAGUGGGGCGUGGCAUCAGCUGGCACUGCAAGUUUCCCAUCCUUGCCAUUGGUGGAGACUGUAAGGUACACCUCUACAGGAUCAAUGCUACGUGACCUUAGAAUAAACCUCAUUGAACGUG
Messenger RNA from Ornithodoros turicata, 1266 nucleotides. It is a transcript of the gene Nup37, whose product is annotated as nucleoporin Nup37-like. NCBI's taxonomy places the organism in Eukaryota, Metazoa, Arthropoda, Arachnida, Ixodida, Argasidae. Gene Ontology annotation, cellular component: nuclear pore outer ring. Gene Ontology annotation, molecular function: protein binding. The coding region runs from base 233 to 1240 and encodes 335 amino acids. The record is from RefSeq and is a predicted model, not a curated record. The transcript is spliced from 7 exons.